Molecule: messenger RNA, 3114 nt
Organism: Asterias rubens (European starfish)
Lineage: Eukaryota; Metazoa; Echinodermata; Asteroidea; Forcipulatida; Asteriidae
Product: retinoblastoma-associated protein-like
Exons: 24
Coding region: 206-2971 (921 amino acids)
Biological process (GO): cell differentiation; regulation of transcription by RNA polymerase II; cell morphogenesis involved in neuron differentiation
Cellular component (GO): chromatin; Rb-E2F complex; nucleus
Molecular function (GO): RNA polymerase II transcription regulatory region sequence-specific DNA binding
Source: RefSeq, a predicted model, not a curated record
UCUUGUAGAAUGGGGGUGAUGUGGUUCUGCUUCUUUGAUCUAGCGAUGAGCCGUGCUGCUGAAUUCUGAAUUCUUUGGAGUUUAGAGAGGUCCUUAUCAGGAAUGCCAUACAGGAGACUGUUGCAGUUAUCUAGAAGAGAUGAGACAAAGGCGUGAAUCAAGCAGCCAGCUUAAAAAGCGAGAGAGACACUUUAAACAGUAAAACAUGGAGUGUGGCGAUGCACUUUCUAAGAUUACCCGCACCCUGGACAUCGAAGGGAGCAACAUCUCGCAGGCGGCUCGUCGGCUGGGGCAGAAAUGGGAGUGUCAGAGGUCAACUGGAUCCUUCAGUACCGAUUCCACAUCAUUUGCUCUAUGUGCAUUGUUUGUUGCAAGCACUAUGCAAAGAUCUUCUGAAGACGGAAGCGAUACUUCUGGAACUAUGACCCCGACUCUGUCCGACCUUCUUGAGGCAGCAGAUGUACAUAUAAAGCGAUUCUUUGAUUGGAUGGGAAGGCUACAGGCAGACUUUACAUUCGACCCAGUCGUCAAACCACGCCUUAAGGCCAUCAUGCAAAAGUAUUGCGUGACCAGCGCCCUCUAUCAUAAGUUUCAACAGCUCUUUGAUCGUAUCUUCAUUUGUGAGCACUACAGUCCGCCAUUAGCGUUGCAGAGGUCAGAGGUCGAUCAGGGUCAACCUAACAGGAAACACAUUUGCUGGAUGCUGUUUCUCCUUGCAAAAGGAAGUUUACGGCAAGCAGCCAAUGAGCUUGUGAUGCCUCUCCACCUGCUGAUGGGCUGCAUCGAUUACAUUGCAAAACUAUCACCAGCAUUCUUUCUCCAGGAACCCUUUAAUUCUGCUCACUAUUCUCAAGACACAGACGACGCCAUAUUGGAAGCGCUGUGUGCUGAGAUGAGUUGCCUUGGUGAUAUCACAGAUGUCACGUCAGUACGGGAAUCUUGCCUGACUCCGAUCAUUCGGGCCAUUCCUAGGGAGAUGCUGAACCAAGGGCUAGAAGGUCUUCCACAGUUGGAGUACCUACAGCAGCAAUACGAACAAGUCUAUCGGACAGCUGGUGAUAUAGACGAACAACUUUUUCUGGACCAAUCAUCACAUCUCUUCGUUCAAAAGAUCCCAGCCAAUGAGCCGCCUAGUUCCCCGGAUAGCAGUCAUGAAAGGGACCAAUCAGCCGUUCCGAUGACGCCAGUUAAGAAAGCCAUCAGUUCUGUGAAAAGUUUGAAGUUCUUGUUGUCGGAAGCAAGUGACUCUCCAUCCUCGCUUCUCCUGAAAUACUUCAAGAGCUGCAGUCUGGACCCAAGCUCCAGCAUUGCACAACGAGUGACUAAAGAGAAAGAAGAAUAUGUCCGUCACUUCAAGAGGAUCAUGGGCUCUCCGUCCGGCUCCGUGGCGAGGUCCAGAUUCCAGAUCGGGGUUCGGCUGUACUACAGGGUCAUGGCAUCCAUGUUGAAAAGAGAAGAAGAAAGAUUAUCCACCAAAGAUUUCUCGUCGCUGCUUCACAGCGAUCUCUUUCACAAGUCUCUGCUUGCCUGCGCACUGGAGGUCGUCAACGUAACAUAUGAAUACUCACCGAGUGAGUUUUCCGCAAUGCCUGGCAGUGCAUCCCGUCUCUUGUUUCCAUGGUUACUGGAUGUCUUCUCCCUUACGGCGUACGACUUCAGUAAGGUGCUGGAGAGUUUCAUGAAAGAUGAGCCAAGACUGACCCAAGAGGCCAAGAAGCAUCUUCAGUCGAUUGAGACGAGGAUAGUUGAGAGUAUGGCGUGGCAAUCCUCAUCACCACUUCAUGAUGUCAUCCAAACAGCUGGAACCACGUUACAGUUAACGUCACCUAUCACGGCAAGUUCAAGGACCAAUGGGUUGAGUUCAACAAAUACAACAGCAGCAGAUAUGUACCUAUCCCCUCUCAGGCCAAACCCAAGACUCCUAGCAACGCCCAGAGAGGCGACACCCACACCCUCCGCCCUAACCAGCCCCGCCCCACAUCACCCAUCACAGGUCGGCAGCAACCUCUCCCCUCAACCCAGUAAUAUCCCGAUGUCGCCGCGGAAGAUGAGAUCCGUGUCGCUGAACAUGUUUCUGAACAAGGUGCUGCAGCUUGCGUACGGCAGGCUGGAGAGGCUAUGCAACAUGCUCAAUGUUUCCAAAGAUCUGGAAAAGUACAUGUGGACGUGUGUCGAGUAUUGUGUAACCAACAAGGCAGAUCUACUGAAGAACAGACAUCUUGAUCAGAUAUUAAUGAGCUGUAUAUAUUCCAUAUGUAAAGUAACGGAUAGUGAGCUGAAAUUCAAAGACAUCGUUAACGCUUAUCGGACCCUGCCACAUGCUGAGGCUACGACAUAUCGCAAUGUGGACAUUGAUGGUACCAACGAAGAUUCUAUCAUCAUCUUCUACAAUAGAGUAUUCAUGCCAUCCAUGAAGAUCUACAUUCUGCAAUUUCAACUGAAGAAUCCAACGCCAACACUCUCUCCUGCCCCUACUAGGUCUUCAACACUCGCCCAUGCCUCGCCUGGUUAUAGGGCUGCCCCAAACUUAUACAUCUCACCCAUGAAGGAAUCGCCCUUCAAGAGCCCCCACCCAGUCAGAGAAGUUGCCUUCAGGUCGCCCAGCCAGAACACACCCAGAAAAAGAACUCGAUACAGUUUUGGCGAUGGGCCAGGGUCGGCAGAGAAGCUACGUGAGAUAAAUGAGAGGAUGAGGGAAGCCAGUGUGGACAGCACCAACAAUACUCGCUCCAGCACCUCCAAGAGGCUCAAGUUUGAGGAUGAGGAUGUCCAGGCCUCGACAACAUCUCAAACCAACAGCAAUGGUUCAAACGGCAACAAUGUGUCCUCAACCAACAGCCAUUCGAUUUCCAAACCACUCAGUGAUGAUCCAAUGGGAACGAGACCGUUACCUCCCAACAUGCAACACAGGGUAGCCAUGAUGACUUCCGACAGGAAUGCUAGCCUUGGAGUUGUCGAGAGCAAGAAGUGAUCAGAGAGUUGAAGUGUAGGUAACAGAAACAUCCGAGUUAAGAAAAUCAUCCACACUUUAGUGAAAAGGUUAAAGACUUUUCUAUUGCAACGUUACAUCAAGUUUUGUCCCCAAACUGUUUGACUGUUUGAAAAGCUUUGAAG